Molecule: messenger RNA, 2012 nt
Organism: Cuculus canorus (common cuckoo)
Lineage: Eukaryota; Metazoa; Chordata; Aves; Cuculiformes; Cuculidae
Gene: RAB2A
Product: RAB2A, member RAS oncogene family
Exons: 9
Coding region: 259-897 (212 amino acids)
Cellular component (GO): Golgi apparatus
Molecular function (GO): GTP binding; GTPase activity
Source: RefSeq, a predicted model, not a curated record
GGGGUGGGUGGGUGAGUGAGUGACGUGACGCUGCCGGAGGGGUCCGGGGCCGCUCGGUGCCUGUUAUUGUUCUCGCCGCCGCCGUCGCCGCGUACUCCUUUCCCCGGCGCUUCGGGGAGCGGUGGGAGGGCAGCAGCCGCAGCAGCAGCCACCACCACCGAGCAAACCUCGGCGGCACUAAGGGCGGAGCGCGAGCCCUGACAGCGGGGGCGGAGCGCGCGCCAGGCGAGGAGCGAGAGCCGGAGCAGCCGCGCGGCCAUGGCCUACGCGUAUCUCUUCAAGUACAUCAUCAUCGGGGACACAGGUGUUGGGAAAUCAUGUUUAUUAUUACAGUUCACAGACAAGCGGUUUCAACCAGUCCACGAUCUCACUAUUGGUGUAGAAUUUGGGGCUCGAAUGAUAACUAUUGAUGGUAAACAGAUAAAACUUCAGAUAUGGGAUACGGCAGGACAGGAGUCCUUCCGUUCCAUUACAAGGUCAUACUACAGAGGGGCAGCAGGGGCUUUACUAGUGUAUGACAUUACAAGGAGAGACACUUUCAACCACUUGACAACUUGGUUAGAAGAUGCUCGUCAGCAUUCCAAUUCCAACAUGGUUAUAAUGCUUAUUGGAAAUAAAAGUGAUUUAGAAUCUAGACGAGAAGUCAAGAAAGAGGAAGGCGAAGCAUUUGCACGAGAGCAUGGACUUAUCUUUAUGGAGACAUCUGCCAAAACUGCUUCUAAUGUAGAAGAGGCUUUUAUUAACACUGCGAAGGAGAUCUAUGAGAAAAUCCAGGAAGGGGUUUUUGACAUUAAUAACGAGGCAAAUGGCAUAAAAAUUGGCCCUCAACAUGCUGCAACUAAUGCAACGCUUGCAGGCAAUCAGGGAGGACAACAAGCUGGAGGAGGCUGCUGUUGAGCCUGUUUUUACUUUCUGGCUGCCUGGAUGGGGCCUACUAACUUGUUUGUUCACCCUUCCCUCCCCCUCCGCCCCGCUCGCCUCCACUUCAAUUCAACUGAGACAUGAAACUUGUAAGUUGGUUUCCUGUUGCAGAAGACGACUUUAUCCUUCAAAUUCUUGUAUAACUUUGAAUAAAUGGUUAAUGUUCACUUAAAGACAGAUUUUGGAGAUUGUAUUCAUAUCUAUUUACAUUUGAUUUCUAGGUCAAUUGAUGUGAUUCUUUUUGUUAAAUGUUGUCUUGUGCCCUUGACUACGAACUGAAUUGUAUUAAACACUACAAAGUCAUCUGAGUAUUUUAAUCAGUUUGUGUAGUUAGGUUUCCCAGCUCCUGCGGUUACCUAAUGUUUAAUAUUGUAGAGCUGUCCUCAAGUUUUUUGUCAAUUUUCAAGGCUAUAAAGAGAAACGGAAGGACUCUUUUAAUUCUGUAUUUAUCACUUUCUGUAUAUAUAGUUUAAUAACCUGCUUGGGUGUACUUGCCAAGCUAGAAUUCUUUAAUGCAUUUGCAUAAAUUCUAUACUACUUAGAGCUUGAAAACUACAGAAGCAUUAAUAGAAAUUGCUUGGACGCUAAAUUUUAAGCCUUUUUGACAUUGUUAGCAUGUUCAUACUCCCCAGUCAUUAUCCUGAAAUCCAAGAGAAAUGCUUAAUGUAUAUUACUAGAGGCUUCAUACGUGCUAUCUAUUUUAAUGCCAAAUGUUUGCUGUUUGUCCACAAUUUCCACAGCACCUCUUCAGAAAUGGAUUAGCUGUUUGCCUUAACGAAUACUAUAGGUAAAAGAAGAGUAUGAAUGAGAAGUAGAGGAGGAGUUGAUAAAUUUAAAAUGGCACAUUAUAAAAACAUUAAUCUUUUCUUAAUUUUUUUUUUGUUGUUUACCACUUGAUUUCUAGGUAUAUUUUUCAUGCAAGGACAGUUUUUCAACCUAAAUGUACAGUGGUUGUGUAAAGUUUUCUUUUAGUGACAACUUGUAAUCCUAAAUAUAUGGUAAGCAUCUUGUCUAUUGUGAAGAGGGUGUGAAAAUAAAAUCUGCCAGUUUGGAAAUUCUGAUGAAAAUCAAAACUAGAAAUGCUUUGGUAC